Molecule: messenger RNA, 3375 nt
Organism: Gigantopelta aegis
Lineage: Eukaryota; Metazoa; Mollusca; Gastropoda; Neomphalida; Peltospiridae
Product: vacuolar protein sorting-associated protein 37A-like
Exons: 11
Coding region: 67-1194 (375 amino acids)
Biological process (GO): protein targeting to membrane; ubiquitin-dependent protein catabolic process via the multivesicular body sorting pathway; protein targeting to vacuole
Cellular component (GO): ESCRT I complex
Source: RefSeq, a predicted model, not a curated record
AAGUGCACUUCUCUGAAAUGUGAAAUUUCAUUUAUGUAUUCGUAAUAGUUAAUUAUCAGGAUCACGAUGCACCGAUUACUUUUUGGCGGAGGCAAGACGAAAAACCCAACUGCUACAAAUUUACAAACUCAAAAAACAAAACAAAUUGAAAGCUUGCGGAAGACAAAUUUUGGGACUGUUGAAGUGGUACGAGAUGAAGAAUACAGGGUUACAGUUCCAAGUGGUUCUACAAACAUCACACUUAUUAUCACCCUGCCAGUGUCAUUCCCUCAGGAAAAACCUACCGUUACAGUUCAACCGCACCUUACACAUCCAUGGGUUGAUGUGCAGAUGAAAGUCGUGGGCUGCUCCAAUAUUAACACUUUUUCCAUGCAUUCAGAUUUAGGUCAAGCCAUACAAGCCAUUGUUGAGGAAUUUAGAAGAAACCCACCAAGAAUUCUACCCCAUAUGCUAGACCAGACUCCCUCUGCAAUGUAUCCUGGAAUUCCACCAUCUUCUGCCAUGAUGCCACAGGGCUAUCCUAACUACACACCGAGAAGUAACUUUGGCAUUGUCUCCAGUUCAAAUCCCCCCACCAUUCCCCCCAGAGUGCCUUAUAAUGGCAUGGCAGCUGGGUUGGAUUCAGCGCCUUCAAUACCAAAUUGUAAUUUGAGUAAUACUAACAGAGACCACGAACUGCCUGAUGUAUUACAAGCAUUUCCAUCUCUAAAAGAUAAAAAGCUGUUUGAACUGCAGGAGCUCGUGGAUAAUGAAGAAAAAAUAUUAGAACUAAUACGAGAGCUUCCCCAGUUAUCACAGAUUGCCCAAGAAAGAGAAGAUUUGUCGGCCCAGUGUGUGGAACUUGCAAGGGAGAACUUACAGCAGCGACCGAACCUCGAGGAACUGAAGAAUGCCAUUCUCCAGAAAUGUCAGGAGCUGGAUGAGGUGAAGGAAUCUCUGGAGAUGAACUGUGAACGUCACAUGACGCUGGCAGACGAGUUCGAUCCAACCCACAUCCAGACAAACCUCAAAGUGGCCGUUCUCGAAGCAGAGGAAGAAACAGAACAAAUAGCAGAAGAUUUGUUGAAUAAAAAAAUUGACAUUGAAACGUUUAUCCAGUCAUUCCUUCAAAAAAGAACAUUAUGCCACAAACGGAAAGCAAAAGAAGAAAAAUUGAACCAGAUUGUAAUGGCUCAGGAUCUAUAUUUUAAUUGAUUAGAGGGUGAUAUUGUGGGACAGAUGCUGAGAUAAUGAACCCGGGCAUUUUGGAUGAAAUAGAAAUGAAAACGAAUAGAAGAAUGACACAGUAUAAAGUGAUGUUUGGCUAGGGGGACAAGUCUCCAGUUUCAUUUACUGAAUGCUUUUCUGUUGAGAUGAACGAAUGCUAUUUUAUUGUUUGUGAUUUUGUAUAUUGAUGCAAUCAUAUUGCUUUGUUAUGAUGUAGAAUACAGCAUAUUGGCAAAUAAUAUUGUUAUAAUUAUUAAUAUUUUUGCAUCAACAUUAUGUGCUUUUAAACAUCUAAACUGGAAUUUUCUAAUGAAAAAAACCCUGACAGUUUAUUUGUCUGUUUGAAGAAAUAACAGAGAAAUAAACUGAGUAACAUGUUUAUGUGUAGUGUACAUUAAGCGUUCCAAUAAUAUGAAACUAUUUUCAUGUCCGUGUAGUAUUAAUAAGAACCAGGGUCCAAUUUCACUAAACAUCGUAAACCUGGUUUUGUACCUAAAUGUAAAUCUACGACUAAACCACAAUUCCUAUUACUGUUAUAGCACAACAAAUAUAGUUAGAAAUACACAUAUUUCAUUUACUUUUUUCCUUAAAAUGCACCAUUUUCCUUAAUGCUGUAAUUUUCUUAGUGCAAUAGAUGUCAAACACUUGUAAAUGUAUGCCUGGUAUAACUGCUAGUCGCAGACAUAAACUUACAAAGCUUUGUGAAAUUGUCCGAAGGCGCCUCUCUAUCAGACACGAGCAGUCGCUCACCCUUGUCUCAUACUCGCCCAAAGAUGGAAAGUGGGAGGUGUUUCUACACUCGCCUUCCAUCAUAUAACUUUAUUAUUUGGUAUUUUAUGUUGCUUGUUGUUGAGACAUGUUGAAUAACCAUCCUUAUUUGAAGUCUCACCUGGAAUUAUUAUCAGGAGAGCAAAAGAUUGCUUUGCUAUGUUUUGUAGAUGGAGAGACGUAAAAAAACCUACUACGCAUUGUGGUGCAAUAUAAAACAGGCAUUGAAAUAAACAACCUGUGGUAACCCCUGUAAUGGUUACCAUAAAUAACAGGGCUGGUAACGUCUAGGUUACUCUUUAGGUUACAUUUAGGUUACUUUUUAGGUUACCUAUAGGUUAUUCUUUGGGUUACCUAUAGGCUAUUCUUUGGGUUACCUAUAGGGUACUCUUUAGGUUACCUAUAGGUUAUUCUUCAGGUUACCUAUAGGUUAUUCUUUGGGUUACCUAUAGGGUACUCUUUAGGUUACCUAUAGGUUAUUCUUUGGGUUACCUAUAGGGUACUCUUUAGGUUACCUAUAGGUUAUUCUUCAGGUUACCUAUAGGUUAUUCUUUGAGUUACCUAUAGGUUAUUCUUUGAGUUACCUAUAGGGUACUCUUUAGGUUACCUAUAGGUUAUUCUUUGGGUUACCUAUAGGUUAUUCUUUAGGUUACCUAUAGGUUAUUCUUUAGGUUACCUAUAGGUUACUCUUUAGGUUACCUAUAGGUUACUGUUUAGGUUACCUGUAGGUUAUUAUUCUUUAGGAUAGGCCUAUCUAUAGAUUAUUCUUUAGGUUACCUCUAGGUUAUUUCACAGGUUACCUAUAGAUUACCAUACAUUUAUGAAGUUUACAGUUCCUAAUAGAAUCUUUUCACAAAUACGCUAGUACUUUCUUAUUCAUAUCACUGGUCUCGUUGCAAUGAUAUCUCUGUGUGUAAUUUAUAAUUAAACAGCACACAAUUGAUCAGAAUUUAGAUUGUGGUGCUUUUGGUUUGAUAAAAAACAAAUUUGUUAAGAAUAAAGUAAGGUUCCUUGACGUUUAGUUACUUGGUCUAAAAACAAGGGGUGCGGUUUAUACACCAGUGUAUAAUAGGCCGGAAAAUAUGGUACCUCUUGGUAACCUGAUCAACCAUUCUUGACUUAUUUCGAUGCUUGUAAAACAUACAUUUUAAUGACAAUAGAAAUCAAGUAAUAACUUUGUUUUCAUUUACAUGUGUGUGGAUAAAUAAAGAUGGAUUUUUCUCUUUGUACUGAUGUGAUACAGAUGUUUAGCAAAGCCUUUCAAUAAGUUAAAUGAGUUUUUCUUGCUUUUGUUUGUUAUUAAAGGGACAUACCCUAGUUUUUAAAUCACUAAGGCAUAUUUUUUCUAUUAUAGAGCCGUUUUUGAUAACUAAAAUCAUACUUUACUUAGAUAUUAUUGUU